Molecule: messenger RNA, 1120 nt
Organism: Drosophila virilis
Lineage: Eukaryota; Metazoa; Arthropoda; Insecta; Diptera; Drosophilidae
Source: RefSeq, a predicted model, not a curated record
CUCUUAGUUCACUUAACCAGUAGCAAAAUGAGACGACAACGCGACGCAUCUCUGAGCCUCCAAGGGAGCCUGCUUGUGGCGAUCGCGAUCUGUGCCGUGGUGAGCGGCGCACCACAGUCGCAGGCCACAAUUGAGGAGCUGCUCAAGGAUGGCGACGUUGGAGUCUCAGACACCAAAAUGGCGCUGGUCACGCUAAGCACGAGCAGCUCCAGUGAGGAGGACAGCGCAUCGAGCAGCAGCAGGGAGGUCAAUGUGUCGGACGAUUUGAUAUUUCUAGCUCGCAAAACUGCGACACAAAUGCCGGCAGCAAAACACACGGAGGACGCCUCUUCCUCCGAAGAACUAGAUGAGGCGCCACCAACUGUUGCCGAAGUCGUGCCGCCCAUUGAUAUGAGCGCAUUUGUGGCGCUGAUACCCGCUAGGCAGGUGCAGGCCAUUGCCGACAAUUACUAUCGCCACGAUAAAGAGGUCCAGCGUGCGUAUGCCUUUCUCAGCAGCGAAUUCUUUGCGGAGAUGAAACAGCAAAUACUGCAGCUGCCCGAAGUGCUGGCAUUUACGCGCUAUCUGAACGCCAGCGGGCUGGAUGUGCUUAAGCUGACGCAGACCGUGGUGCAGGCUACUAAAGCAACCACGACACUGGCCUUGGAGCCGACGGACAGCACAACGGUCAGCGCCGUGGAAGCAUUGGGUGGCGUCAAUGGGGAGCCCAGCUUGAAGGAGCUGAAUGGACUGCAUGGCCUGGUCGACAGCGUGCUGGAUGUGCUGCCACAGGAUCAAAUAUUGGCUACGUUUUUCGAUAAAAUUGAAACGGAUCAACAGUUUUCCAGGCUCAUCGACAGCAUUGGCACGCCAAAGUUCUCUAAAAUCUUAAGCAAUUUGCAGAAUUCUGUUCCAAUACGCAAUCUGAUCUUUGAGCUGCACAAUAAUGGCAUCUAUAUAACCCGAAUAGUUGAAUCCCUAAAAGCGUAUUUCUUUUUGUCCAGCUUUUAAGGAUGAGGCCGUGUUAAUGUAUUAGUUUCGAAUCGGCUAAUUAAAAGUUAAAUUUAAUAUUUCCAAGCAUAGCUUUGCAUAGACUGUCGAAUACUUAUAAGAAAAGAAAGACACCUGCUAAAUACGCAAA